This is a messenger RNA of Choloepus didactylus (southern two-toed sloth), 4644 nucleotides long. It is a transcript of the gene EPHA8, whose product is annotated as EPH receptor A8. NCBI's taxonomy places the organism in Eukaryota, Metazoa, Chordata, Mammalia, Pilosa, Megalonychidae. Bases 40 to 2904 code for a protein of 954 amino acids. Gene Ontology annotation, biological process: protein phosphorylation; axon guidance; cell surface receptor protein tyrosine kinase signaling pathway. The record is from RefSeq and is a predicted model, not a curated record. Gene Ontology annotation, molecular function: ATP binding; protein binding; transmembrane-ephrin receptor activity. Gene Ontology annotation, cellular component: plasma membrane; neuron projection. The transcript is spliced from 16 exons.
CUAGACACAUCGACCAUCCACGGGGACUGGGGCUGGCUCAUGUAUCCAGCUCACGGGUGGGACUCCAUCAAUGAGGUGGACGAGUCCUUCCAGCCCAUCCACACCUACCAGGUGUGCAACGUCAUGAGCCCCAACCAGAACAACUGGCUGCGCACCAGCUGGGUGCCCCGCGACGGCGCCCGGCGCGUCUACGCCGAGAUCAAGUUUACCCUGCGCGACUGCAACAGCAUGCCCGGCGUGCUGGGCACCUGCAAGGAGACCUUCAACCUUUACUACCUGGAGUCAGACCGUGACCUGGGUGCCAGCACCCAGGAGAGCCAGUUCCUCAAAAUCGACACCAUCGCGGCCGACGAGAGCUUCACGGGUGCCGACCUGGGCGUGCGGCGUCUCAAGCUCAACACGGAGGUGCGCGGGGUGGGCCCGCUCAGCAAGCGCGGCUUCUACCUGGCCUUCCAGGACAUCGGCGCCUGCCUCGCCAUCCUCUCUCUCCGCAUCUACUACAAGAAGUGCCCUGCCAUGGUGCGCAACCUGGCCGCCUUCUCGGAGGCGGUGACCGGGGCCGACUCGUCCUCGCUGGUGGAGGUGCGGGGCCAGUGUGUGCGGCACUCAGAGGAGCGGGACACUCCCAAGAUGUACUGCAGCGCCGAGGGCGAGUGGCUGGUACCCAUCGGCAAGUGCGUGUGCAGCGCCGGCUAUGAGGACCGGCGGGACGCCUGUGUGGCCUGCAAGUUGGGCUUCUACAAGUCAGCCCCCGGGGACCAGCUGUGCGCCCGCUGCCCUCCCCACAGCCACUCCGCAGCCCCCGCGGCCCAGGCCUGCCGCUGUGACCUCAGCUACUACCGUGCGGCCCUGGACCCGCCAUCCGCAGCCUGCACCCGGCCUCCCUCGGCACCGGUGAAUCUGAUCUCCAGUGUGAAUGGGACGACAGUGACCCUGGAGUGGGGCCCCCCACUGGACCCGGGCGGCCGCAGCGACGUCACCUACAAUGCCGUGUGCCGCCGCUGCCCCUGGGCGCUGGACCGCUGCGAGGCGUGCGGGAGCGGCACCCGCUUCGUGCCCCAGCAGACGAGCCUGGCGCAGGCCAGCCUGCUGGUGGCCAACCUGCUUGCCCACAUGAACUACUCCUUCUGGAUCGAGGCCGUCAACGGCGUGUCCGACCUGAGCCCCGAGCCCCGCCGGGCCGCGGUCGUCAACAUCACCACGAACCAGGCAGCCCCCUCCCAGGUGGUGGUGAUCCGCCAGGAGCGUGCCGGGCAGACCAGCGUCUCGCUGCUGUGGCAGGAGCCCGAGCAGCCCAACGGCGUCAUCCUGGAGUACGAGAUCAAGUACUAUGAGAAGGACAAGGAGAUGCAGAGCUACUCCACGCUCAAGGCGGUCACCACCAGGGCCACCGUCUCGGGCCUCAAGCCGGGCACCCGCUACGUGUUCCAGGUCCGAGCCCGCACCUCGGCAGGCUGCGGCCGCUUCAGCCAGGCCAUGGAGGUGGAGACCGGGAAACCCCGACCCCGCUACGACACCCGGACCAUCGUCUGGAUCUGCCUGACCCUCAUCACAGGCCUGGUCGUGCUUCUGCUCCUGCUCAUCUGUAAGAAGAGGCACUGCGGCUACAGCAAGGCCUUCCAGGACUCAGACGAGGAGAAGAUGCACUAUCAGAAUGGGCAGGCUCCCCCACCUGUCUUCCUGCCCCUGCACCACCCCCCAGGGAAGUUGCCAGAGCCGCAGUUCUAUGCAGAACCCCACACCUACGAGGAGCCGGGCAGGGCGGGCCGCAGUUUCACCCGAGAGAUCGAGGCCUCCAGGAUCCACAUUGAGAAAAUCAUCGGCUCCGGAGAGUCUGGAGAAGUUUGCUAUGGGCUGCUGCGCGUGCCGGGGCAGCGGGAUGUGCCGGUGGCUGUCAAGGCCCUCAAAGCCGGCUACACGGAGAGACAGCGCCAGGACUUUCUGAGCGAGGCAUCCAUCAUGAGCCAGUUCGACCACCCCAAUAUCAUCCACCUCGAGGGCGUGGUCACCCGGGGCCGCCUGGCAAUGAUUGUGACCGAGUACAUGGAGAACGGCUCUCUGGACGCCUUCCUGAGGACCCACGACGGGCAGUUCAGCAUCAUGCAGCUGGUGGGCAUGCUACGGGGUGUGGGCGCCGGCAUGCGCUAUCUCUCGGACCUGGGCUACGUCCACCGUGACCUGGCCGCCCGCAACAUCCUGGUGGACGGCCACCUGGUCUGCAAGGUGUCCGACUUUGGACUCUCGCGGGUGCUGGAGGACGACUCCGAUGCCGCCUACACCACCACGGGAGGGAAGAUCCCCAUCCGCUGGACGGCCCCCGAGGCCAUCGCCUUCCGGACCUUCUCCUCUGCCAGCGACGUGUGGAGCUUUGGCGUGGUCAUGUGGGAGGUGUUGGCCUACGGGGAGAGGCCCUACUGGAACAUGACCAACCGAGACGUCAUCAGCUCUGUGGAGGAGGGGUACCGCCUGCCUGCACCCAUGGGCUGUCCCCGCACCCUGCACGAGCUGAUGCUUGACUGCUGGCACAAGGACCGGGCCCAGCGGCCUCACUUCUCCCAGAUCGUCAGCGUCCUCGAUGCGCUGAUUCGCAGUCCUGAGAACCUCAGGGCCACAGCCACCGUUGGCAGGUGCCCGCCCCCGGCCUUUGCCCGGAGCUGCUUUGACCUCCGCGGGGGUGGGGGCCUCACCGUGGGGGACUGGCUGGACUCCAUCCGCAUGGGCCGCUACCGCGACCACUUCGCUGCCGCCGGCUACUCCUCGCUGGGCAUGGUUCUGCGGAUGGAUGCCCAGGACGUGCGCGCCCUGGGCAUCACCCUCAUGGGCCACCAGAAGAAGAUCCUGGGCAGCAUCCAGACCAUGAGGGCCCAGCUGAGCAGCACCCAGGGGCCCCGCCGGCACCUCUGACCUGCAGCCCAUGGGGCUGGGCAGCCACCAGGCCAGCCCCAGCUCAUGCUGGGGGUCAGGCCAUCCGGGAAGGGGCCUUUGGUGCCCAGCAUGGCCAGGACGCGUGUCCCUGGGGCAGGGCCUUCCCUUUUUGAGAGCUUGGGGGCCUCAGUGGGUCCCCCAGUGAUGUUGCUCACCUACCUGCACACGCACACACGUGUGUGUGACUAUGCUUGUGUGUGCCAUGAGGUAUGUUCUCACAAGGUCAUGGAAGCUCGUGUGCACAUGCGUGAUCACACGUGUGCCCAUCUGGUUACUUCCUGGCGUGGAUGUGUGCAUGUUAGUUUGCGUGUGCUCAUCCAUUAAGGUGGGGGGCACAUGUGCAUGAUCACGGAGGCCGUGUGUCAUGUAUGAGGAUGCGUGUCACGGGUGUGAACAGGGAAUGCAAUGUGACAUGCACCCAGGUCCCAGCACCCGCAGGCGCUGGGGAGAGGCUUACACCCGCCUCUCCCAGCUCCUGGAAGCUGGAGCCAGGGCCCAUUUCUGAACCUCACCAGCACCAGGCCCACCCUUGUCUCCUUCCGGGUAGCCCACCCUGGGCCAUUUCUCAGGUCUGGGCCGUCCCUCUAACUGGGGGGGAGGCCCCCUGCAGCCCCUACCCAGCUCCCAUUGCUGCUUCAACAGGAAAACAGGGUUCCUAGCCAGUCCCCCUGGCCACCUUCCACAUGGGCAUCCCCGCAGAGCACACGAGAUGCCCUCAGCUGGGCUUGGCUGCUGGGCCAGGGUCCGGGGGCACUCGCCUCUGGUAAUGUCUCCUCACUUGCAAGUCCCUUUGCCAAUCCCUCACUGCCCAUCCCUGACCUGCCCCUUCCCCCAUGGGUAGCAUCAGGGACCAGGAGAUCCUAGCUCUGCAGCCCCAGGUCUUCCCCAAAUGGGGAAACCGAGGCCUAGGGCAGAGGUGUGCCUUGUGCAAGGUCACACGACUGCCAAGUGUCAGAGCCAAGGCCUCCUGCCUCCCAGCCUAGGGCUCUUCCCCCCUGCCCUGUCCCACACACCCAGCUGUGGAGGGGGUGAAGGGGCUGGGAAGCCCCCUCCCUGCUCAGAGACUGACCUUCCCCCUGACGGCCCACCAGGGUAUGUAAAUAUCUUUUUUCUACCAUGUCAGAAUAUUUUUUUCCUCACUCCUGAAACAAUGCAAAAAUGGUCUUCAAAGCACAUAACCACCACCCAGGGUGAGAGCGCCCCAUCCCCGAGGAGGUUUGGCAGUCAGGGCCCAAGGAACCCCACCUGGCAGGUUGGCCUGUGCCCCCUGCCGGUCCCAGAGGGAGGGGCGAGCCCUGCUCCCGUUCCUUGCCCCAACCUUUCCCCGUAGCCAGCACAGCUGUCCCGCAGAGACACCAGCACUGAGCCCCUUCUCCCUCCUGCAAUAAUUCGGGAGCCUCAGCCCCGCGCAGGUGCCGCAGCCAGCUCCCGACACCUCUGUAUAUUAUGUUCCUACAUAGCCGAGCUUUUCUUCCUUCCUAUGGAAGUUGGAAACGUGGUCAGGGCACAAUCCUGGGAGGACCCUGUUCUCCUCUCUUACUCCCACCCACCCCCACCUGGUUCCUGGGCUCGGGUCCUCACAGUCUAGGGGCGCAGUGGGUCUGGCACUUGCAAAAGUGUGGCCCCUGUCCCUGGUGUGGGGGCCCCAUUUGGGACCCAGGGAUCUGCCUCUCUGUGGUCUCUGUCGAAGUCUUGAACCUGCCCACAAUGAAAAUAAAC